UACAACCAUCAUGGGUAAACUCAAAAGAAACAAAAAGAAUGCUCGUGCCAGACUCAAUCCUAUAGCUGGUCCAUCAACACAUGAUGCUAAGAAGGAUGAAUCAACUAUCCAAUCCAAGAUUGUUCCUUUGAUCAACAAAUUAAGCCUGACUGUAGCCAAUGAUAAAUCAAUGGCUCUUGGGGCUAUAACUGUUCUUGCUGAGGAUGAACGUAUGAGAAGAUUGUUACUUAAGGAGAAAUUAGUGCCUAUAUUGAUGGAAAAGUGCCUUACUGAUUCUAAUGACGAAAUUACUGUCGAAAGUUUUGGAUUAUUGAGAAACUUGUGUAUUGAACAAGGGUAUGAUGUUAUAGCUUAUAUCUGGAGAAGUAACAUCUGGACCACGAUUGAAGCUUCCUUGGAGAAAAUUAAUACCUCAUUCAAGUACUUAUGGGAAAAUCCUACUGAAAAGCAAGAUAAGUCAAAGGUUGAAUUAUUGAACGACUUCGCUGAUAACAUUCUCAGUUUGGUUAUGGUCUUGGCAAGUGGAUCAGAUGAGAUUUUUGAUCGUAUACUCGAGAAGCUUGAUCCAAUUAUUACUUUUGUUGUACAAUUGAUUCAAACUAGAACUAAAGAAGCAAUUACUCGUGGUAUUUCUGACAAAUUGUUCAACUCUACUUUAGAGUUUAUCUACGAAUUCUCAACUGAAUCAGCUGAGUUUAUAAUCAAAUUAAACAGCAUAGUUUCAAACUUAUUUGACUUUAUUUCAAAUGUGAAAACCGGAGACAACAAAUUAGCAUAUGUUUACCUAAAGGGUAUUGAAUACAAUGGAUGCGAAGUCUUGAAUAACAAUAAUAACCAACAGGUUGUCGCCAAACAAUUGGUUGAUUUGUAUGAAAAAGUAACCACCAUUGAUUUAAUGCAAUUGAAAACGCAGUUAGCAUCAAUCUCCAAUCCUCCAGAAGAUAUCCAAAAGGAUGUCGCUAAACUGGACUUGUCCGUAAUCAAGUCCACAUUAUCUUGCAUUGAAGUUACAUUAGAUAUCAUCACAUCCAUGUUGGAAUACCUUUCUGCUCCUUCAGACACCCUUGAACCUCUUCAAUUAUCAUCUGAUGUUCAAACCGUUUUACUUUCCAAUAUCUACCCACUCAUACGUGAAUUACUUCAAUUUGAAAUCAAUAACGAGGGUUGUUUGCAAUUAUUAGAAAAGAUUUUAGGUGCAUUGAAUAACUUAACCUGGUUAAUGGUAAGUAAUGAAACUUACCCAGUUGAAUGGUAUGAUAUCAGUAACGAAAUCUGGAAAAUCAUCCUCAACUUGUCAACUACCUCCUCACAAACAACCCAUGUUCAAGAUCUCUCUUUGAACAUUUUGUGGGGUUUAGUAAGAUCAUUGGGCCCACAAGUAUCACAAUUAAUCCCACAGGAUAUGAUUCAUUCCUUAAUAGCUCGUGUUAAGACUGAAAACGAAGAUGAAUUAAGAUUAUACUUGUCCAUUGUCGGGUUCUUGGGUAAUGUAGCUCCAAUCAUUGGCAACACCCAACUCACUAAAGAAAUUUCUACAUUUUUAAUGAACUCCAUCGAAUUAGGAUUGACCCAAUCGACAAACUUACAAAUGGUGGAAAUCAUAACUGAAUCAUUAAACUUGAUUUAUGAAAUCUUUGGUGAUUCAAGCUUUGAUUAUGAUUUGGAAAUAUAUGUUGGUGAAAAUUAUUCAAACAAGUUGGCACAAUAUGAACCGGAAAUUAAACUGGUUUAUAAGAAAUUGGACAAGCAUAAACACCCCCAAUUGAAGUUAAGAUUGGAAGAGACUUGGAUUAAUUUGACUAGAUUUAUCCAAUAUAAAAACAGCGAACGUGUAUAGUAGAAAGACUUUUUCAGAUAAAUGAUAUGUCUCUGUUGUAUCAUCCAAGUAAACCUUAAUUGGAAGGUGAUCUCUGUAGGCAAGAAAUUUGCAACCAAAUGCUCGGAAAUGUACUCUAAAGUUAAAGUUAUGCCUAGUAAAACUAGAAGAAGGAAGUAAACAAUCACAAUUUAAUUUGAUCUGUUCAAGCCUUGGUGUUUCUGGAGUAUGAUCUAUCUAUAUUUCUUGAACUUUCCAAUAC
Molecule: messenger RNA, 2078 nt
Organism: Spathaspora passalidarum NRRL Y-27907
Lineage: Eukaryota; Fungi; Ascomycota; Pichiomycetes; Serinales; Debaryomycetaceae
Exons: 1
Coding region: 11-1837 (608 amino acids)
Biological process (GO): protein import into nucleus; ribosomal large subunit biogenesis
Source: RefSeq, a predicted model, not a curated record